Molecule: messenger RNA, 3827 nt
Organism: Crotalus tigris (Tiger rattlesnake)
Lineage: Eukaryota; Metazoa; Chordata; Lepidosauria; Squamata; Viperidae
Gene: WASHC2C
Product: WASH complex subunit 2C
Exons: 29
Coding region: 97-3804 (1235 amino acids)
Biological process (GO): protein localization to endosome; retrograde transport, endosome to Golgi
Cellular component (GO): early endosome; WASH complex
Molecular function (GO): retromer complex binding; phosphatidylinositol phosphate binding
Source: RefSeq, a predicted model, not a curated record
GCUUUAGGGAGCUUCCGAGACGCAGAUCACGUGAGUGGCGUCAGCUGACGGACGCCAUUGCCGCGGCUUUUGAGAGGGCGCUUGAUCAGUGUCGGGAUGUCUUCUGCCGCCUCGUCCUCCUCCGAUGACACGGAGGCUUCCUCCGGAGCCGAAGCGACCAAGGCGGCGGCGGCAGCGGCGGCGCUGCUGCUUUGGGAGCGCGCUUGGUCCCUCGAAGAGAUUCGCUCCAGGAGCCAGUCAUGGUCCCUGGCGGCCGACGCUGGGCUUUUGCAGUUUCUGCAAGAAUUCUCCCAGCAAACAAUCUCCAGGACCCAUGAAAUAAAGAAGCAGAUGGACAGACUGAUUCAUGAAACUAAAAGUAUAGAUUGCCGCCUACAUAAUGUCUUCAAUGGUUUCCUCAUGCUUUCAAAUAUGCAGUUCAUUGAAAACAGAGUUUAUGAUGAUGAAAUGGAUGAACUCAUAUCCAAAACGGAAGGAGGAGACAAAUUAGAACAGGAGAAAACCCGUGAACAGAAAGAAGCUGAUUUGAUUCCCAAGAUUCAGGAAGCCAUCAAUUUUGGGCUGCAGGUAUUAGACAGUGCCUUUGAACAACUGGACAUCAAAGCAGGGAACUCAGACUCUGAAGAAGAAACCAAUGAAAGGCUGGAACUAAUACUGGAGCCUAAGGACCUUUAUGUUGAUCGACCUUUGCCAUACUUAAUUGGCUCCCAGCUGUUUAUGGAACAAGAUGAUGUUGGGCUUGGUGAUCCUUCCAGUGAAGGUUCGGUGGAUGGUGACCAUGGAAGCCUAAUAGACAGUGAAGGAAAAGAAGAAGAGGAACUGGAAGAAUUUGGGACUAUAAGUGAUGAAGAUCAGAAACAGAGAACAGUACUAAUGAGUGAUGAAGAUGAAGAUCUUUUUGGUGAUGAUGAAAAAGAGGAAGAGGGUGACCUAGAAGAAAAUACAACAUUGAAAAGACCCACGUCGUUUACUGAUGAGCUUGCAGCUCGAAUCAAAAGGGAAGAGCUAAGUAAAGAACAGGAAGAACAAUUACAUACGAAAAAUAAGACUACAGUCCCUAUUAAGGAAGAUGUUAAUGUUAACUCAGAUGAUGAGGAUAUCUUUAAACCUCCCAAGCUGACAGAUGAAGAUUUCUCACCAUUUGGUUCUAAAGCUGGACUCUUCAGUGGUGGGACAGGACUCUUCGAUGAUGAGAAGGAUCUUUUUGCUGAAUUGCCAAAAGAGGAAGAUUCAAAGGAAAAAGAAACACGAAUACCAAUAAAUGAUGAACCCUCAUUAAAAGCAGUAAAGAAAGUUCCUCCUGGAGCAGUUUCUCUCUUUCCAGGUAUAAAUGAUGUAUUUAGUCCUUCAGUUCUACUGGAGAAAGAGAAUAAAAAGUUGACAGAAUCAAUCACAGAUAAAUCUCCCAAGCUAUAUGAAGCUCCUGGUCUAUUUGAGGAAGAUAACAACUUUGAAUCCAAUAAGAGUAGUAGUGUUGUAGCCAAAUCUUCUGUGGACUUCUUUGAUGUUGAUGGGGAUCUAUUCAAGGAAAAGGCUGACAUUGCAAAAAACAGUCAACCUUCUUCUGAUAAGAAGUUCAAAAAUUUAACUCCAACACCUUUCAAGAGUCAGAAAAGCCUAUUCUCUGAUGAAGAGGAUUCUGAAGAUUUGUUUUCUUCACAUCAGCCUACAGAAGUGAAGAAUUCAUCUUUGUCAUCUACUAAAGUAACGAUAAAAACUUCAUUGUCUUUGUUUGAAGAUGAGGAAGAAGAGGACCUCUUUGGAUCUGUGCCAAAGAUGUCAAAAUCUUCUCAGAAGAGAACAGCCACCUUAUUUUUCAGCAGUGAUGAAGAGGAUCAUUGUAAUAAUAAAAAAGAGGUCAAAGCUACUUCUGAAGGAAGUAAAAAAAAGGUACCUGUAAAGUCUGCUUAUGGGUCCAGUCAAGCUAUUAAGAGAAGCCUCUUUGAAGAAGGAGGAGAAGGAGAAGAUGAUUUUGUUGUUACCACAAAAGACAGCAGUAAAAAAACACCUCAAAAAACUGCUGCUCUAUUUGAAGAUGGUACCUUGCACUACAGCUCUCAACCAGCCUUAACCAGCCCUCAACCAGCCUCAUCUGAUGCCCAAACAAUAACAGUAUGUACAGACCAACAGAAAGAUUUCUUGGAAACACCUCAAAAGAAAUUAAUAGAAAAGAAGGCAGGACGUUCAGAAGAAUCUGGUAUACAUCAUGGUUAUGAUCUUGGAGAAGGAGGAAAUGUACUGGAGCAACAAAGGAAUGAAAAACUCUUUUUCGAGAAAGAUGCCAAGAGAAAGAUGCGAACUGUAUACAGUUUGUUUGAGGAAGAGGAGAAAAAUGAAGUUAUGGAUUCUAGUAAGAAUAAACAUAUUGGAAUAGGGAAGCCUUCAGAGAAGAGCACAGGUGUGUUUCAAGAUGAAGAACUUCUCUUCAGCCGUAAACUGCAGGAAGACAAUGAUCCUGAAGUUGACCUUUUUGCUAACGAAAAAGUGAUUUCAAGCCCUAAAGCAAAAUUAUCAUCUGGAGAAUGGCUAUUUGGGACUGAUGACAAUGGUGACGAUGGUCUGUUCAGCAGUUCUGCCACAAAGUCCUUGGUACUGGAAAAGAAAAUGAAAAUAGAGAAAGACAGCACCAUUUUGUCCUUGGAAAAGGAUAGUAAAGUUCUGCAGACUAAUCAAAAUGAGAAACAGGGAGAAUCAAAAACUCAGGCCACUGAGGGAGAAUUGGAAAUUAACACAAAAGAUAAACUGUACAAGAAAACUACUGUGAAACCACCUUCAAAGGGACCAUCUCACUUACCUGAUGACACAAAGCAUACCAAAGUAGCUUCCACAAGAAAUACUACAGAGAUGGGAGUUAGUUUUGAUAACCCUAUGAAAGCCAACACAUUGCAAAAUGUGAACAAGGGAAGAAUCAAAGUGAGCGGGCAACGAAGACCAUCAACCAGAACUGCCAGGCGAUUAGCUAUUGAAGAACUUGACAAAAAUGAAAUAAAUACUUCAGAGAACGCCUCUCUGCCUAUCUUAAAAGGAAACUCUGGACCACCAACUAUAUUAUAUAAUAGUGAACUGCACAGAAAGAAAAAUACUGAAAAAGUUUGCUCGGUUCCAUCAACCAACAGCAGCAACCAACCCAAUGAGUCAAAAUAUAGCCCUCUUUUAAAAUCAACAGCCUAUUCUGAUGCGAAUGAUCUCUUCGAGUCCGACAAUCUUUUCACCAAGGAUAACAAUUCUAAAGCAGCCUUAAGACAAAAAACAACCCUGGAAACUGAAAGCAUUGUAAGCCAGGUUUCAAAAAGUGAGGAAUUGUUUCCUGCUGCACAAGAGAGUACAAGUUGUGAUAACCUCUUUCACUCUAGAAAGACAUUAAAGAAAUUAAGUCCUGUCCCUUUCCCGGAGGAAGAACAGGAUAUCUUCAUCACUAGUAAGAAAACUGUGAAAAGAAAAGAAGAGGAACCCACACCUCAGUUACAUCAAAACUUCCCAAUCCAUGACAUUUUUGAGGAUGAUAUAUUUGCAGUAGAAACCGUUAAGCUGCCAGACAAAGCAAAAGAGAUGGAAGUCAAUUUGUUUGAUGAUGAUGUUGACAUCUUUGCUGAUCUUGCUGUAAAAUCAAAGGAAAAGAGUACCAGAAAGAAGAUGGAAGCUAUAUCUAUAUUUGACGAGGACACAGAUGAUAUCUUCUCCCCUGCUAGUCAAUCUAAGACAUCAACAAAAAAGACCGCCUUUCAGUCAGUCUCAGGAAGUAAGUGUGAAGUUAGAACAGCAAGCACUUUUGACGACCCUCUCAAUGCAUUUCAAGGGCACUAAUAAAGAGACUGCUGGCCAAUGUA